Molecule: messenger RNA, 1626 nt
Organism: Effrenium voratum
Lineage: Eukaryota; Dinophyceae; Suessiales; Symbiodiniaceae
Source: the annotation of a GenBank genome assembly
AAAGGGGCCACACCAAAACCACACGGCCGCGCUUGGGCGAUGGACCCGAGCUGCCUGGACCCGUGCUGCCUGGACAGGGAAGGCUGGAACGAGGCCUUGAGUGCGCUGUCGAUCCCUGCGGCGCCUGGCGGCAGUUGGCGGGCCUUUCCCCAUCUCUCUUCCCGACGCGUCUUCAGCGAGCGGAUCCGGGAGCGCGCGAAUCUGGUGCUCCAAGUGGUGCGGCUAUUCGGCGACGGCCUGGAGCCAGACUGCCAGCUCUGCCAGAUCGGAGGUGGGUAUGCAGAACACCUCGGGGGACCGCGACAUUGGUCGCGGCUCUGCGAUUUCUUGGGCGAGGGUCCGGUAGAGUCACACCUCGAGGGCUUCUGGAACAUGCAGCGGCUCAGGGGCGGGUGGCUGCGUUUGAACGAGCUGGACGGGCGGCUGCAGAUCUGCAAGGGCGCGGACUUUCCGGCAGCAGCCGGCUUGAAGCCGCCUUGCGGCCAGUUGCCAGCCGGCGUUGCACCCCCGCCAGAUGCACCGACGCGAGGGGCGGAGCUGCCCAGCUGUGCAAGCCUGGCGCAAGAGGGCAGCUGGGUGGAAAUCUGCGAGCCUCUCAGUUGGUCAGCGCGGCCCAAAGCAGACUGGCGUCUGUACGCGCACCUGGGCUCGCAGCGCGCUUUCCGGGAGGGAAUGCGACCCCGUGCAGAGAUGGUUGUGAAUGCCAUGUCCAGCUGGGCGCGAAUGGGGUGGAUCGCACCGAGCUUGGAGUGCCGGAUUUGCGAUGGCUGCCGGGGCUAUGAGGAGCAUUUGGGAGGGCCCAAGCACUAUGCGACCCUGAGUCAGAGGUACAUGUUGGAUGGCGUUGCGGUGGAGGAAGUGCGUGAACAGCUAUGGAACAGCUGGCCUGUUCCUGGAGGCAGGCUGCGCAUCAAUGAGCUGGACGGCGCCAUCCAGAUGCUCAAGGGCGAGCUACGCCCACCACACGCCCCGCCGCACGGCAAGCACAGCCCGCCGCGCGGCCAGCGCGGCCCUCCCCGGUUCGGGGACUCUCCUUCGUCGACUGUGACUUUCGCAGCCCGCGACGAGGACAUGAGCAGCGUGUUGGGGGUGGUGGGCGCACAAGAAGAGGCUCAGAUCUGGAGCCAGAAGUGUGCGGCGGCGCACAUUGCCUGGCAACGCUGGUGGUGCAAGUCCGUCGCCACGCAUGAGAAGCUGGAAAAUCUGCGGAAAGUGGUGGAUUUGACGGUCGUGUGCAGUGUCUGCAGCGCUGCGACGACCGAUCUAAGAUCACACGUACGCACCCAACAUCACUUCGAGCGGCUAAUGCUCCAGCUGAGCUCUGGCAAGACCCCGCACCAGCGCGUCACCAUAUCAGGCAGGAUGCUCCUGCUGCGCCACGAGGACCUCACGCUGCUUGAUUGCCCGGAACCCGCCGAGAGCGCGCAAAAGGCGGCCGCGGCGGAUGGAUCCAUCGAAGAGGUGUGAGGCGGUUUGGGGAAAAUCGGUUUACGGCAAAUGGUUGUUGUAGAUCGGUGGCCUCUGGAUUGAGGCAUGGUUUGGGUUUGGGCAGAGGUUGGGUUUGGGCUGAGCUCGGUGACUGUUGUGCUGGUCUUUUUCUGUGGAUGAAGUCCUGGAACUUUCCGU